AUGAGCAACAAGAGCUAUGAUCUUACUGAUAACCUGGUAAGAGGGAUACUAGAUGGCGGUCCUGGUAGGGGUUCUCCUCAGAAAAUGAAACGACUGACAAGUGAAUUAACUACGGAAGGGUUAAUUGAAAUCAACUUCUCAAGACCAGCCGGUUUCAAUAGAAGAGAAUCGGUCAUCAUCCCACUGACAGGAGAAAGAAUUCAUACCACAUUAUCGUUAUCAACGUUUUUUUCUCAUACCAUUGAUGAGAACACUCCGUUAGUUGGUGGUGCUAAUCUACUUCGACUAAGUUACAGAGAUUGGUGCAAACUACAAAUACUACGUGCCAAAAAGUUGUUUAUUGAUGCAUGGAAAUCUGCAAUUGUAUGGAAUGUUUUCAAGUGUUCUGUUGCAUAUUUCAUUGCUUCAUUUGCAGUAUAUUGGACUCCCUUCAACGAGCUACUAGGGAAAUCUGAUUCUAAACAUGUGGUUGCAACUGUAGCCGUAUAUUUCCAUCCUGCAAGAUCUCAAGGCUCAAUGAUACAGACGUUGAUCUUUGUUGUUGUCUCGUUACUAUUCAGUUUCGGGGUUAGUUUUGGGUGCAGAAUGAUAGCCGCCUUUGUCUAUCUUCAGGGACAAGACGAAAUCAGUCAUGUUCUAGACCUCAUCUUCUCUUCUGUGUCGUUGGGGGUCAUAGCAUUUAUGAAGCAGAAGGUCAACCUACAAACCUUCAACACUGCAUGUUCUUUAGCGUACAUUACAAUUGUGACGUCUAUUGUUAAGGAAGGAAGCCAAAAUUCAGCCCUGAUACCCAUAGAAAGACUCUUGGCUCAUUUCUGGAUUGUCCUGCUGGGAUGUUUGACCUCGGUGUUGGUUUGUUAUCUUAUUGCUCCGGAGAAUGCUGUUCACGAGCUCCGGAAGUCACUUAACGAUUCCUAUAACACCAUUUCCUCGGUUUUAUCGUUGGUUUCGUACAAAUUUCUUGUUGGGGAAAGAAUCACCGGCACCAAGGAGAAUGACAUCUUUAACAAACUAAAGAAACACCAGGCGGAUUUAAGUAAACGAUUGGGCGAAGCCAAAUAUCAAUUGCUAUUGGUGGGGAACGAGAAAGAAUGGUAUACCUUGAAAGAAUUGGUUGAGUCCACAGUCACAUCUAUGGAGAUAUUAUCAGCGUUGAAAUGUUCAUACGAGAUGGAAGUCCAAGUUCUUAACGAGAAUAGUAAUAACAAUAGUGGCAAUGGUAAUGAUGACAAUGGUUCUGUUGCUAGCUUUGAUAGCUACCAUUCAAGUUCAUAUAGUCUUUCCCAAAGCGUGGAGAACAUGACUGCUAUUGACUAUGGGAACACAGAGAGUGCCACUAAUCCAAGUGAACUCUUUGACAUGUUUGUGUAUCAUUUGGGACCUUCAAUGAAGUCGUUUAUUUUCACCAUGAAGGGUAUUUUAGCCCAAGUUCCGUUCGAAAAGAGGAGAGAUGACGAUCCUUAUAAGUUUAUUGAAACCGGACAGUUUCAAGACUCCUUGAACCAAGCCAUGGACCUAUACAAGAUUAAACAGAACCAAGCUUUAGGCACUUUGUACGAACAGAAAAUUUUUGGCAGCAAUGAAGACUGGAAUUUCCUAACGGCUCAAGAGGAAGUGGCUGCUAUCUGUGGGAACUUUAGUAGUUUAUUGGUUUCAUUUGCUGGAGAGUUGAUGGACUUUUUGAAGAUAACCGAGCAAUACGACGAUAAACGAAGGUCUCCAAGAUCAUGGGAUUGGUUAAAGAUGUGGUUCAACAAGACGUUCAACCCUUCAGGUCGAUUGGCAAGACGUAGAGAAGCGGCAGCCAAGAUUGCAUCCUAUGGGAGUACUCUAAAUGCAGCGAUUUUUGAUCUACAGGAGCAGAUUAGGUCUCAGCAAAUUAAGAAACCCAACUUACCCAAAGACAACUUUGUACAACGGUUCAGAGUGAAAACCUACACUAUGUUUCGAUUUUUAUCCAGACGAGAUAUUCAAUUUGGGAUCAGAGUAGGGCUAGGGGCCUUCAUUAUGUCGUCAUUUGCGUUCUGGCCUCCCACAAAGGAAAUCUUCAUACAGUGGAGACUCGAAUGGGCACUCACAGUUUACUGUAUCAUGAUGAACAAGUCGCUCGGAGGUACUAAUAUGACUGUUAAAUGGAGAUUUUUAGGGACAUUCAUGGGCUCAUUUCUAGCUUAUGCUGUUUGGACAUUAACUGAUGGGAACCCAUAUGCAUUGGCAUUAUCUGGCUUUAUUAUCUCGUUGUAUUCCUUCUACAUUAUCAUCUACUGGAAGAAGAACAACCCCUUUGGGAGGUUCAUCCUUUUGACCUACAACUUAACGGCGUUGUAUUCUUAUUCAAUGGUACAGAAGGAUACCGAAGAUGGAAGAGAAGGUGGGGAAAACCCCAUAGUGGGAGAAAUUGCAUUCCACAGAUUUAUAUCUGUUUCCAUAGGGAUUGUAUUUGCUUUGACUAUGGCGACGUUCUUUCUUCCCAAUAGUGCUAGGAGAAGAUUGAAAUUGGCCUUGUCAGUUCUCUGGUUAAGAAUGGGGGUCAAUUGGAACUGUGACCCCUUUGAAUACGAUCCGUGCUCUAAAAAAUUGGUUGGAAUACGGGACGAAAAGGAAAUGAAUAACUUACUAAGAGAAUGUGAAACUUUAGUUAAACAGGCUCCCUUGGAGUUCCGUUGGAAGGGACCCUUCAGACUGUCUGAAUACGAAAAAUUGGUUAAAAGUACUUCAAAUAUCUUAAGUUCGUUCAAGAACUUGGAUUUGAUUGUUCAAGUCGACCCGAACUUAUCUCCGGGGGAAGAGCAUGUACUUGACCUUACUGAAUCCGAUAGACAUGAGAUUCAACAACGGAUCUUUUUGAUCUUCUACAUGGUUACUAGUGCUUUAAAGUUAGGGUUUCCUCUACCAAAUAAACCUGCUUCUACUGAACAUGCAUUGGACCGGAUGUUGGUCAAGUUAAACAAUAUCAGACGAAUGACGGAAUCCAUAUUGACUACAGAUGAUUACGUUUUAUUAUACUCUUAUAUUUUGGUUACCAAUGCUAUUACCAAUGAGUUGGAUAUUAUCAUAAAAGUCAUUAAGGACAUUUAUGGAGGUAUUUCCGAAGAGUUAUUUGAAUUGGUAUAG
Molecule: messenger RNA, 3114 nt
Organism: Lizanozyma spartinae
Lineage: Eukaryota; Fungi; Ascomycota; Pichiomycetes; Serinales; Debaryomycetaceae
Exons: 1
Coding region: 1-3114 (1037 amino acids)
Source: RefSeq, a predicted model, not a curated record